This is a messenger RNA of Mya arenaria, 3863 nucleotides long. RefSeq names its product glucose dehydrogenase [FAD, quinone]-like. The record is from RefSeq and is a predicted model, not a curated record. The transcript is spliced from 12 exons. The coding region runs from base 365 to 2230 and encodes 621 amino acids. Gene Ontology annotation, molecular function: flavin adenine dinucleotide binding; oxidoreductase activity, acting on CH-OH group of donors. NCBI's taxonomy places the organism in Eukaryota, Metazoa, Mollusca, Bivalvia, Myida, Myidae.
UCGAAACUCACCUGGCAAAAUGCUUUCUCUUUGACUUUCUUAAUUGCUCGGGAACAAGGAAAUAAACCACUUCUUACCUGGAUCGCAUAACUAUUUAUGACUGCUCCGCGAAAACAAACAGUGCGGCCCGUGGGAAAGAGCUUUUUUCAGAGCGGGGAAUCAGGAAGCAUUAUAUUAGGUUAAAGUUCAUUAUUAAAUAGUUCGCUGUUUCACCGUAAUUUCUUGUGAAAGUAGGCUAGGCAACUUUUCGAGGACUUAAGAACUUUCGUGGACUUUGGAAUAUAUACGAGUACUAUCAUAUUGUGAGGAACGCAUGGUGAAUGUUUGGGAUGUAUAAUAUGACGUUUCGGCCUAAAAACUGACCAUGCGGUAUUUAACAGGAGAGGAGCUGAGGAAGACAUUGGGCUGGUGGCUGGUCCUAGCCCUGUUUGCCGCAGGCGUCGGCGUCACGUACAUGCGCACUCUCGAGUCCUCUCCUUUCGGUCACGUGACCAGCAGGACGAAUGCUACCUAUGACUACAUCAUUGUGGGAGGAGGUGCUGAAGGAUGUGUAUUGGCCACACGACUGUCGGAAGAUCCCCGGGUUUCCGUUUUGCUAUUGGAGGCGGGAGGGGAGGAGACAGUCAGUAUGUGGAACCACGUGCCCCUUUGGAGCCCCAUCAGGCCGGGAUCCAAACAGGACUGGGGAUUUUCCACAACACCACAGAAGUUCGCAUGUAAAUCAAUGAAGCAAAAGAAGUGUCCAGUCUUGCAACCUAAAGUCCUCGGCGGCUCAUCUCUGACCAGCAGCAUGCUCUACACACGUGCAAGCAAAUACGACUUCGCAAGUUGGCCACAGGACAAGGCUAAAACCUGGUCCUACGAAAACAUCCUGCCGUAUUACUUUAAAUCAGAAGAUAUGUUAGAUGAAGAUCUCAAAAUUUCUGAUCGCCAUUCAACUAACGGUCCACUGCCUGUAUCUGGUGUACAGAAGGAGAUGUAUCUUCUCCACGACAUGUUUCUGGAAGGAGCCAGGGAGCUCAAGAACAAGCCUAUCGACUGCAAUGGCUUGGAGGGAGUUGGUUUCUGUCGGCUAUACACGACCGUACAUGAUGGAGACAGGUUCAGCUCGGCCAAAGACUUCCUCCGACCCGUCCUAUCUCGUCGUAAUCUACACGUGUCAACACAUUCCACUGUCAUUAAAAUCCUGAUUACAAACCGGAGGGCUGUCGGUGUAGAUUAUGUGCGUAACGGCGAUAAAAAGACUGUUGGUGGAAGUAGAGACGUCAUAGUGACGGCAGGGGCGAUUGGCACAGCUCAGCUCUUGUUGUUAUCCGGAAUAGGACCCAAAGAUCAGCUCACAAAACAAAAGAUUCCAUGCUUGGCAGACCUGCCAGUAGGCAGUAACUUACAGGAGCAUUUGUUGCUCAAAUUGGAUAUUCAGACGAACGAGUCAGUGGGUAUUACCAGAGAAAACGCCUUCAAUGCCCUGUCUUAUCUACAUUACAUGACGCUGGGAAAAGGAUUGCUUUCAACCAGUGGUGGUGUGUUUGGUAAUGCUUUGUUGAGAACUGACGUCACGUCCUCUAAAAAUCGUCCCGACAUUCAGUUGACAUUUUCCGCCAUUGCUGACGAUCUAGGCAAAGAGGAUAAUGGCGAAAAUGAUAAAAAUAAACAUUCCAGCGGCGCGGGCAACACAACAAGUGGACAGGGAUUCACAAUCAUUGUUGAACUACUGCGACCGGACAGUAGGGGAAGCGUUCUGUUAGGGAGUGCAAAUCCAUUUACACAACCCAAGAUAGACCCAAACUAUCUAUUUAAUCCAAAAGAUAUCCAGAUGAUGAUAAAAGGAAUAAAGAUCGCCCUAUCCUUCUUGUCAACGGCACCAUUUCGCGCAAUGAAGGCUCGGGUGCGGGAAAAGCCCUACCCCUCGUGCAUUGAGCAUCGGUUCAAGAGCGAUGGUUACUGGGAGUGUUUACUCAGACACAUCGCGGUGGGCAACGGGCAAGCAACGUCAACAUGCCCGUUGGGGUCCAUUGGAAGCCCAAAGACAGUUGUCGAUACAAACCUAAGAGUGAUGAAUAUUUCGAAUCUGCGAAUUUCGGAUGCAAGCGUCUUCCCUAGUUCUGUAUCAGGCGACCUAAUGGCAACACGUGUCAUGUUUGCGGAAAAAGCAGCGGACCUAAUUCGUGGUCACGAGUCCAUCCGGUUUUACAGGAAACUAGCAAAUCGAGCACUGAAAAACAGCUAGGCCUAAGAUGGAAGUGGGUCGAUUCUUGUGCAGAUAUCUCUAAAAUCUAAUUUCAUGGGAACUACGGAAGUCUCUCCUUCAAGCGAACAUCGGAAUUACUAUUUCAUCGUUCACCACUGUAAUGAUAGGAGAAAGAAGACCGUGCAAAACUGCGCGGAAGGCCAAGAAACUUUGCUAGACUAUGGAUAUGCAACUGUUAAAUUUAGUUUUUUAAAGACUAUGUGUUAAUAUUAAUUUUCACAAUGAGGGACGGUCAGACCCAUUAUGCAAAUAUCUCGGCACGUGAUGCUUAUGCGUGCCGUAAGACUUCGGUGCCAACGACCCCCAUCUCUAAACAAAAUACAAUCGAAACUAAAAGAAUGUAUAAAUGCGACAUAUUGACUGGUAUGCAAUACAGCUUAAGUUAAUCUUAUUGUCAUACGUUAUUGACUUCAUUCAUUUCAUUGAUCAGUUAUUAAUAAUAAGUAAUCCGAUUAGCUACAUCGUUCUGAGAUCCAAUUAAGAAUUGAAUUCCAGCCAUGGUACUCAAGCCUCGGUAACAAUGAAACCCAGGAUAAUUUUGUCAUACAUUUCUCUGUCAUGUUUAAAUUUCGUAGGACAUAAACACUAUUGUGGUAACGGUCAAAUGAAAAUGAAACGCUUUCAUGGGAGGAACUGAUGUUUGAUGAAGUUUUCACUCUAUGCUUAUAUACCUUCUCCAGAUAUGGCAGGGUAACUCACGAAUAACGCAGGAGUUAAUUUACAGUACCAUGCUUAAAUUACUUGAUUUUGUACGAAUUCCGAACGAUUAUCUCACAAUCAUCACACGUUAAUCUCACGUGAUAUUGUCGUAAGAAUUACACCACACUUUUGGCAUCCCCAGCAUGUCAUUUUCCGUGAGAAUGUCGUACAGAACGUCUGAGAAUCUGUAUAAAACAGGGUAGUCCAAGCCACGACAGUUUGUGUUGUUGUCGCAAAACACCUGUUUGUAUCCCACGACUGUCGUACAACAAGACAAUCCACGAACUCCCCCAUAUUUUUGGCGUGAACCUGCAUAUUGCUGUCGUGGUUCAAUUAUGACCUAGGCUGAACUACAUUAUUAUAGUUAUUGUUGUUAACUUAUUCAUUUAGCAAUUUUUUUAUUUAAUUUAUUUUUAUUUGUUUUCGCUGAUUUAUUCAUGUAGAUAUUCAUGUGUUCAUUCAUUCAUUCAAAAAAUUAUUUCGAAUACGUAUUGUAAUAGUUAUGCCAUUAAAUUCAAUUCUUGAAAAAAAUAUUUUUAAUUAAAUCUGAUGACCACAGUGAAGUAUUGCAUAUAUAAUUAAAAUGUAUGGACCGAUAAUAAAUGUGCGCCGGAUGUGCUUCCUUCUAUCCAGAUGGAACUGAAGAAAUGGGAAUACUAACUACAGCGACCGCCCUAAGACAUGGACGGCUCAAGCACGAUUCGCUUCGUAGCUAGAACCAAUUGGAACACCUCGACCAAAAUCCAUCGAAAAUAACCUCGGAAGUAUGCCGAUACAUCAGUAGAAGUAGUUCGUUUUUUAUAGUAGUAUUAAUUAAAUGUAGUGUUUUAACGUGUAUUAUGUAUAUCUAAGUUUAAAUUUAUUGUCAGUGAAGAGUUUAAUUGCAUUAAUAAUAAAGAUUCCUAAGAGUAAA